Pisolithus orientalis is the source of this 2895-nucleotide messenger RNA. RefSeq lists its product as uncharacterized. NCBI's taxonomy places the organism in Eukaryota, Fungi, Basidiomycota, Agaricomycetes, Boletales, Pisolithaceae. The record is from RefSeq and is a predicted model, not a curated record. Bases 45 to 2876 code for a protein of 943 amino acids. The transcript is spliced from 3 exons.
CUCUGCAUCCCACUUCGACGACGACGACGACGACGACGGCGGAGAUGAGCCCACAGCGUAGUCCAGCGGUGAUGUCCCCUAUGCGGGACAGACCAGACCCCGUCCAGUCUUCCAUCCGUCGCGAGUCAGCGCUGGGAUGGAACAAAUCACAACAACAGCAACAGCAACAGCCCUCUCCAACGACUACUAGCACCAGUACAACUGCAACGACCCCACUGCGCAUCGCCAAACGUGAUAGCAAGCCGCCAUUCCCACUCGUCGCACGUCGCUCGUCCUCCAGCUACAAACUUCUCAGAAACAACAACCUCGUCUCAAAGUCCCCCUUCAAAUCGCACAUCCCCAUUCCAUCCACAUCAGACACCGCAUUCCCCGUUCCUACCCCUGCCCCUCGUCGCGUCAGUGGCGAGAAACGACCACGCCCAGAGUCCAUGCACGAGCAGGCGGAGAACGAGCGCCCCUUCGCAUUCAAGCGCGAGCGACGACAGUCCAAAGCCUACCAAGGGCUCAUAGAAAAAGAGCCCGUAACUAAGAGUCCGUUCAGACGUCCCCCGGACUCGAAUGCAGACGAAGAUCACCCACCACCACCUCCACCCAAGGUGGCAUUGUCACCUCCUGCACAGCCUCCCUCGACCCCUGCACCCGUACUCUCUCGUCCUGUGACUCCCUCCCGUCCAUCUCUCGUUUCCAAACGACUCCAUGGUCCUAGAACAGCUGAUCAGUCUUCCAUAGAUGGUAAAAGACGGAGACGGAAGACGGUUACAUUUGACGAACGCUGCGACGUAUUAGAAUUCGACCGUGAAGAGGAGGAAGAGGAUCUCUUCUUUUCAUCUGAUGAAGACAACUACGGAGAACCUGGCGCUGGCGAGGAGUUCGAACAAGAUCACCAUGCGCAGGACAAUUGCCAUCAGCCUCAAGACGCUGCUAACCAGGACAGUUUUGAGAGCAUACAAUUGGAAGACGGCGAUCACAGCAUUACUGGCAUAGUAGAUGCCAUGUUACAGUCCGCUUCCGGGAGUGUGCCCGGUCUCGGUUUACCCUCCACUCCGAGUCGUCAUUCGUCUCUUCCUCCUGAUUUAGAAACGGAAGGCGGUGUUCCCUAUGGUCGAUCCCAUCAUGCGGAAAGAGCGCGGCGGCGUGCUAGCGUGUCUUCGCCCGCCCUUUCCACUCCAGGUUUUCCGUUCCAAAAUUCUCAUUCCCAGAAUUCGCCUUCCACUCCACCCCGUUCCACUGACAGCUCCGCAGUCUUGUCCGAAUCAGAGCUGGAGCAGGAUGUCAACAUGAUACCACCCUCACCCAGCCCAAUGAAAAGCGAGACAAAGAUGGAGCACAAUCGUAAAGAUUCUCUUAUACCGCGCUUCGAACUUAACCUUCCGAAGAAUGAAAACUCCCCAUCCACAACUGCCGAUCCCUUUUCGGCCCCGCGAAGUAAAGAGGAGCCACACAUCGCAGAGUCCUCGUUCACCUCUUUUGAUGAUCCAAUGGACCCUGCGAACCUUUCCAUUGGUCAGUCAGAGGUGUCAUUGUCAAACCUCGACCUGGAGGCUGAGCUUCAGAAAGUCCUCCAAGGAAAUCGCCCUGCAGGUGGGAAUGAGCUACCCAAGCUAUCGGAACUCAUCCCUCGAAAUUCGUCUUUUACAACGAGCACACCCCCUCCUCUCACACCUCCGCUUUCCUUUGCCGGUGCUUCCUCUGGUUCCUCCUAUGUAUCUCCGCAUCCAGUAAGGGAUGGAAGCCCUGGCCUCAACAGUUCACCAGGGAACCAUUUGCCUGCAUCGCCAAUUGUUCCUCCGCAACUCCCGAGGUCACGUUCUGCCUCGCCUUCUGGCGUGAUGUUGCAACGUAGCUCUGGUUCACCGAGCGCGUUACACUUGCGUAGACGGUCCGAGUCCCCUCUAACCCUGCCGUCUAGGUUGCUUACAGGUUCCCCUGCACUGAGGUCUGGGUCACCUUUGCGCGAGAAGGCUAGCGUGCAAGAAUUGCUGCCCUCGCGGACGCCCAGGACUAGGAUUAGCAGGGAUGAAAUACAGGCGCGGCUUAUGCGGAAACGCAGCACGGAAAGUCCCCUGGGCUCUCCAGCGAUUGCUCCACAUGUUGAUCUAUCCGACGCCGUCGUUUCUGGCACUUCGACCCCUCCCCAGGAAUCCAAACAAGAGAUUUCGUUAUCGGGCAGCUCUAGCGGAGAAGGAAAGCGCCCGGACUCUGUUUCUGUUACUACAGAUGCCAGCGCCGAAUUCGCUACAAUCCAAAAAGCUGAGAAGAUCGCAUUGAAUGCUGGUAACAUCCACUCAGAACUACGGGGUACACCCAUGGAUCAGGGCGGAGGCAGCGCCAGCCAUGAAAAGGUACUCUCUGUGGCAACGGCCGGAGAGGCUGCCCAGCCCAGACCGUCGCCGGCCCGACCGCACUCCAUUGCUAUGCUCGAAACCAGCUUUGAUGUUGGUGCUGGACUUGGAUUUGGUGCACGCGACUCCAUGGGCUCUGUUCAACUUGGUGAGAUGCGAUCGGCGCUGGAUAGGCUCAUGGACCAUGUCAAAGAGAGCUCGGGGUCGACGCCGAGCAAAUUGGGUACCCAUUCACAGGUUCGAGUGGAGUCCGUACCUUGGGGGCCUGAUACCAGCGGGGGCUUCGGCGACGAGAGCAUGCGUACCGAGACAGAUAUGAGCUUGUGUGUUGACGAGAGCCGAGAAGAGAUUUAUGUCCACCCACCGAGGGCCGCGCCGGUACCGAUGGAGCGCGUUGCAACUGAUCCCGCGGUCCAUACUUUUAGAAGUCCUUCACGAGCGGACGAGCCGCCGAUUUCCCUAACGAAGGAUGCGAUCCGGGCGAGAGAGGAGCUCAUAAUUAGAGAAGCGACGAGAGGCUCGAAAGCGAGAUGAAGAGGAGUCGAUGGGGUAC